Candoia aspera is the source of this 3665-nucleotide messenger RNA. RefSeq names its product RAB, member RAS oncogene family like 6 (gene RABL6). Gene Ontology annotation, molecular function: GTP binding. Bases 204 to 2441 code for a protein of 745 amino acids. Gene Ontology annotation, cellular component: nucleus; cytosol. The transcript has 15 exons. The record is from RefSeq and is a predicted model, not a curated record. NCBI's taxonomy places the organism in Eukaryota, Metazoa, Chordata, Lepidosauria, Squamata, Candoiidae.
GUUGCUCGGCGAGGGAAAGGGAAGAUGGCGGAGGCAGCAGCGAAGGCGCCCGCCCUGGAAGCAACUCCGGCCGCCCCGGCGGGGACGGUGGCUCCGGGGACCGCGCGGAGCCCGGCGGCUCAGCGGCCGCGGGCGGAGAAGUAGGCGGCCUCGCCGGGCCGGGCCGGGCGCAGCUACCGCGGAGCGCCGUCCCGCGCCUCACGAUGCUUUCGGCCUUGAAGAAGCUGGUGGGCUCCGACCAGGCCCCGGGGCGGGACAGGCCCAUCCCGGCGGGGCUCCAGUCCAUGAAUCAGGCGCUGCAGCGGCGUUUCGCGAAAGGCGUCCAGUAUAACAUGAAAAUUGUCAUCCGAGGUGACAGAAACACGGGAAAGACCACUCUGUGGCAUCGGCUGCAGGGAAAGAAGUUUGUUGAGGAGUACAUUCCAACUCAGGAGAUCCAAGUCACCAGCAUCCAUUGGAAUUAUAAGACUACUGAUGAUAUUGUGAAGGUUGAAGUCUGGGAUGUAGUCGAUAAAGGCAAGUGCAAAAAACGGGGAGAUGGAUUGAAACUGGACAACGACCCUCAGGAGGCAGAAUCCGAGAUGGCUUUGGAUGCGGAAUUCCUGGACGUGUAUAAGAACUGCAACGGGGUCGUGAUGAUGUUUGAUAUCACCAAGCAGUGGACCUUUAACUACAUCCUGAGAGAACUUCCUAAAGUCCCCACCCACGUACCCGUGUGCGUGCUUGGGAACUACCGGGACAUGGGCGAACACCGGGUGAUCCUGCCUGAUGAUGUGCGGGAGUUCAUUGACAACCUGAACAGGCCCCCUGGCUCCUCCUACUUUCGCUAUGCCGAGUCUUCCAUGAAGAACAGCUUUGGCCUCAAAUACCUGCACAAGUUCUUCAACAUCCCCUUCUUGCAGCUGCAGCGAGAGACUCUGCUGAGGCAGCUGGAGACCAACCAGCUCGACAUUGACGCCACCCUGGAGGAACUCUCUGUGCAGCAGGAGACAGAGGACCAGAACUACGAGCUGUUCCUCGAAAUGAUGGAAGCGCGUGGCCGCGGCCACGCCUCUCCUCUGACCACCAACGGGCAGAGCCUUUCCUCGGGUUCCCAGUCGCCGGUGGUGCCGCCUGGCAACGCUUCGGGGGGCUCCAGCCCCGGCACCCCCCAGCAGAGCUUGGCCAGCCCUGCUGUUGCCACGGACCCCGUUGAGCCUCCUGCGCCGGGGCUGCCACCUGAAGCCCAGCCCCCUGCGGCCCCCCCCACACCAGCUCCGCCACAGAAGCGCGGCAUCAUCGCUCGGCUCUUCGGGACGUCCCCGGCUCCUGAGGCUGGUCCUCCCCUGCCAGAUCCUGCCGCUCCCGCCCUCCCUGCCGUUGCCCCCCCCAAAGUCCAGAGCGUGGAGGACUUUGUCCCUGAGGAGACCAUGGACCGCAGCUUCCUGGAAGACCCCGUCCUGCAGAGAGACAAGGGGCUGCGGGCAGCCAAGGCUCCCGCCGACAGUGACAGUGACAGAGAUGCUCCUGGUGGGAACCCCUUGGUUGCUGGCUUCCAGGAUGACCUGGACCUUGAUGAGCAUCUGUCCAGCAAGCCCCCAUUAGUGGCAGAGCUGGUCCCGAGCAAAAACGUGACCUUGUCAAGCGAGGAAGAAGAAUGCUCCAAGUUCUCCAUCAUGAUGGCUGAAGAUACUGGCUUCGAACAAGAAAAAAAACGAGCUUCCAAAAAGUCCUCAAAACUCCCGGAGCCCUCAGCACUCACCAAAGCCACAGAGCUGAAAUCUCCCACCAGCCAGCCUCCCGUCGAGCAAAUGAACAGCAUCAGGCACUUGAUGGUGGCAGGCGGCCCUGAGGCCUGUGCCCCCCUGGCUGCCCCUGCCUCCCAGCAGCAGGAGUCCGAGAGCGACUCCGAGGGGCCCAUCGCCACGCAGAUGCUCUCAUUUGUGAUGGACGAUCCUGACUUUGAAAGCGAGGAGUCGGAGAGCCAGAGGAAGCAAGCCGAGGAGUUCCCAGUGCGAGAGGAUCUCUCGGACAUCUCCGACGAGGACGCCCCUUCCAGGCCUCCCCAGCUGGCCAAGCCCGUGAUCCGCUCCUUCAGAGUGAAGAACGAGGCGGAUCUCUUUGGGUUGGGCCUGGAUGAGCCAGCUCCCAGAGUCAGCAGCGAGGAAGCUGCAGAUAAAGAAAAGCAGUCUUUGAAGGAGAAAAAGAAAAAAAAGAAGAGAAGUAGCAAAGAGGAAGAAACAGAGAAAAUCGCAGGGAGAAAGAAGGGCAAGCCGAAGAAGGGCAGGGAGAAGGAGGAGGACAGAGGAGAGAAGGAGAAGAGGAAGCCGCCACCACUGAAGCAGACACCGCAGCGGGGCAAGGCGAGGCCCAGCGGCAUCGACGAGCUGGAGGCCUUCCUCGGUGGCGGCGGUGCUGGGGCCGGCAGGCAGCGCGGGGGCGGAGACUACGAGGAACUGUAGCACUCAGACAGGUGCCCGGGCAGGCAUCCCGGCUCCAGGAGGAAGCCACCCCCUCCGCAGCUGCCGUCCCUGCCUUUCUCCGCCGCCUGUUGCGAGGCUGGCUGGACCGAGGGGAGGCAGGGGCUGCGGAGGGGCCCGCGAGGGGCUCAGAAGCACCAGGCCUUUUCAUCCUUCCUGCCGGCCUAGAGGGUCACUGCCCCGGGGAGGCUGCCUUUUGUUCCGCUUGAAGCGUCUGCUGCCCGUUGAACGCUGGGUCUGGGCUAUUUUUUUACCAGAGAAACAGCUGUGGACUGAUGGCUCCCUGGGAGCUUGGACAGCUGUGGGGUCCCAGCCAGGUGUAUGUGGAGGGGGGCAGAGGCCUUCUGCAUUGGGAGGGGGAGGGGUGUUUGAGUAGCCUGGGGCUUUAUUCUGGGGGUUUGGGGGAGAGAGACAGACUUAAGUGCUCCCCUCCCUGUUUCUUGGUUGUCCCAGUUUGUGUCCCCGGGAAGCCCAUCUGUGCAGCUGAGCAUCCUCAGCCACCUUGCUUUGACAUCUGCCGAAAGAGGACUGGCCACAGCAAGUGGGGGGGCACCAUCCGCCCCUCUCCUGCUUCCUGCUGGAGCACAGAGCCCUCUGGGCAGGAGGCUCUCGCCCUUCCUAGACCCCUGCCUCCCGGUUACUGCUGCAUGUGUUUGCCCUGAAGCCCCAGGCAGCCCCUGACAGUGGGUGGUCCCCCCACCAUCACGUUUCCUGCGUUGCCCCCCCCCCAGCGCCUUCACUCACCUUCCUAGCCUUGCUGUGCGCCUCCGAAGAUCUCAAGGAAAAGCAGUUAAAAAUUCUGGUGCAUUCCAUUGUGGCCUCGUGUUCCUAGGUGUGGAUUGAACUUGGGCUGUUUUGACAUUCCUCCCCCGUCCCUCCCUUGGGGAAAUGCACUGGUCAUCCUUGACCUCCAGCAGCCUGCAUGACACAGGUAGUGCUCUCAGGGCCUCGGGCCUCCCUCCUUGAGUUGGGGGGGGCACGCAUGACAAACCUACUCUUGACCCAUUGCCCCCUGAAGCACCUGGGCCCCUUCCUCCUCCCCCCCAGCCCCUCCCAGCCUAUUCUCUGGAAUGCAGCUGGCAGCUGAGCCUUGUACUGCUCACCUUCCCUUUUCUUUUAUUCUCCCCUUUUUCACUUCGUUUUUGGGAAAAACAGUCCCAGCGAUGCACUCCUCCAUUCCAGCUGAUAAAGCUCUUGGUUGUACAA